Messenger RNA from Drosophila gunungcola (fruit fly), 1352 nucleotides. It is a transcript of the gene mRpL37, whose product is annotated as 39S ribosomal protein L37, mitochondrial. Gene Ontology annotation, cellular component: mitochondrion; ribosome. The transcript is spliced from 4 exons. The coding region runs from base 97 to 1326 and encodes 409 amino acids. Gene Ontology annotation, biological process: translation. Gene Ontology annotation, molecular function: structural constituent of ribosome. The record is from RefSeq and is a predicted model, not a curated record. Lineage: Eukaryota; Metazoa; Arthropoda; Insecta; Diptera; Drosophilidae.
UGAAAAAGUCUUCCAUCCCUAAUAGACAUUUCAUAACCAGCGAAGUCCGCCGGACUCCGAUUUAUUUAACGAAAACAUAGCCAAAUCCUAACUAAAAUGAGGCUGACGAAAACCUUAUGUGCCCAGCACAUUGGAUGGCACUUCAAGAAGCACUGGCUGGUCCAGGGAAAGCGAGUCCCCAAGGAAACUGGCGCUGUGGCCGAGCUCCUCAAACUGGGGGUUCAGGUGAAGAACCCAGAGGAUCUUGUGAACGCCAAAGUUGAAAGAAAAGUGGUGGACGUUGUUGGCAGCCUCGAGAAGAAGAUUCCCGAGGACAGCAGGCACCCCGACUGGCAUUCCGCGGUUUGCCACUCCUAUUCCGACAACAGCGUGCUAAUUGGCGGAUUGCCACAAGCCCAGGCUCUGACCAACUGCAUCGAGAUCCAGUCCUUCCCCAAGCAGAUCGAGGAUGUGAUUGCCAACCAGCAGUUGCCCAACUCCAUAGACAAGAGUAUCCGGCACGCUAUUUUGGCAUCCCACGUGCUCGAUGCGGAGCAAGUGAAGCUGCCCAAGGUGAGGCUUCCAGAGCGUCCGGCCUUUAAUCUGCCCCGUUCCUACGGAAUUUCCCAGGAAAGGGUCAAUCGCCUGCUGGUAAACAAACUCCUUCAUGAGACCGAAAAGCUAGCUGGUCGUUCAGUCUCCAUGCGAAGAAAGCUAAUAGAUAAUGCCACUUUCAAAACGACGAUAAAUAAGGAUGGUGAUCUUCUUGGUUUCUCCAUCCAUGCUGAAAAGGUGGUUUUCGCUAACCGUGCCAUCGAAGCUGUCAAGGGAAAAUUUGAAGGUGAUUUGCCCGAUCUCUACCCCAUGAAGACUACCAUAUCGAUUCCAAAGCACCAUAUUUACCAAACAGACAACUUCUAUCCCCUGCGCAUGGACAUCAACUGCUCUCAUCCACACACUAUAUUCACGGUCUUUAACAAAAACCUGGUUAAAAACUCUCAUGGAUCCGACGUCACAACUUCUCAGAUUCAGGCAAGGACAUUGGUCAAAGCUUUCGUUGUAGCCGCGGCAAGAGCCAGGCAAUUGCAUGGUGCUUCCGUGCAGGGUGCUCUUCCCAAGCCGAUUGUCGUGCAGAGUGUCCAGACCGACGGACGCACAUUCCACUUCGGAGUGCUGCAGCUGAACACGCUCGACCUUGGCGCCAAAAGCCCUUCCAAGAACUAUUGGUUCCACAGGCAGAACUACGAUCUGUUUUCAGACUGCAGUUACGAAGCGGGAAGGUUGCAUUUGGAAAACUACAACGGCGAUGUCUUCCGCAUAUUUAAUGCUUUUUAUAACAAUGCCUAAAAUAUAAGUGGAACUUAAAAAUAAAA